CCGCGCUCGGGAUCCUCGGCGGGGCAAGAUGGCCGCGCCGCGAGCGGGAGCGCAGGGGAGGGGCUGCUAGGCCCGACGAGCGGCCGAAGACCGAGCGCGCGGCCCCGAACGACCGAUGCGCCUUGGCUUCUCGCCGUGGCUAUGGGGACGCCCCGAUAGAGCCUUUGGCCCUAUAGGCAGCCCCAACAUCUCGCAGCCCUGACCUGGAACCUCCGGAGGGCUGCGGAACGAGCGCCGCCUCUGCGCUCCGGCCGGGGCACGAGGCCAGUCGAGCGGACAGGCGCGACCCUGAGCGCCCCAUGCCUGCGGGCGCGGGGAGGCGUGGCCUCCCCCCAGGCCGCCACCUCUGCUGGUUGCUCUGCGCUGUCACCUUAAAGCUCUGCCAAGCAGACGCGCCGGUGCGGGAGGAGAAGCUGUCAGUGAGCGCCUCAAAUUUGCCGUGCUGGCUGGUGGAAGAGUCUGUGGUGGCAGAAGAGUGUGCUCCAUGUUCUAGUUUCCAGGCUAAAACCACCCCUGAGUGUGGUUCCACAGGGUAUGUGGAGAAAAUCACAUGCAGCUCAUCUAAGAGGAAUGAGUUCAAAAGCUGCCGCUCAGCUGUGAUGGAACAACACUUAUUCUGGAAAUUUGAAGGUGCUGUCGUGGGUGUGGCCUUGGUCUUCGCUUGCCUUGUCAUCAUUCGUCAGCGACAGCUGGACAGAAAGGCUCUGGAAAAGGUCCGGAAGCAAAUCGAGUCCAUAUAGCUACCUGCUCCCCUUUUAUAUGGGUCUUAGCGACCCUACCUCAGACAGAGAAAGUAGAAUGGACUGGCUUAUGCCCCUGGUUCUUUGGAACCUCGUGGUGGCACCCCCUUUCUCCCAUCUUCCUCCUUUGGAUCAUUAAUGAGCACAAUAAACAGAGUAAAAUAGU
Equus quagga is the source of this 906-nucleotide messenger RNA. RefSeq names its product jumping translocation breakpoint (gene JTB). The transcript is spliced from 5 exons. The record is from RefSeq and is a predicted model, not a curated record. Lineage: Eukaryota; Metazoa; Chordata; Mammalia; Perissodactyla; Equidae. Gene Ontology annotation, cellular component: membrane; midbody; cytoplasm. Gene Ontology annotation, biological process: mitotic cytokinesis. The coding region runs from base 300 to 740 and encodes 146 amino acids.